CAGGGAUGGUCCUUCUUUCACUGAGCUCAGCUUUAAAGAGCUUCUGACUCGCCAGCCAUAACGGUAUUGGAGAGGCAACUGCAUGUGUGUGUUCCCCUUUAUGAGACGUGAAAGAACGACUGAGUCGUGUUCCUUUUAGAGGGGUCAUCUGUUGCAGUUUUCGUCUGGUUUGGAGAAUGAGCUCCGACUGCUGACUGUGGUCGACCUGCAGAGCUGCGUGGAGAUCCACCAGACGUGGACAGUCAGACAUGGGAAACGCCAAGAGCAGGACUGGGGACUUCCAGGAAAACGUCCUGGCUGAUGUCGACGCUCAGCUGAAAGAAAGUGACGAUGAUGUCCUGGUCGUGCUCGUGGACUACCCGUCCCCAGACAUAAGCGAGCCUAUCUUCAGGAUGGGGGAAAGACUCAAGGGCCUAGCAGAGGAAGGUCCCUGGUGGAAAGUCCGGUCCCUCAAAACAGGCAAUGACAACUACAUUCCAAACCUCUGCAUUGCAAAGAUUUACCAUGGAUGGCUGUUCGAGGGGGUGGUGAGGCAAAAGGCUGAAGAGCUCCUGCGCUUGCCGGGAAAUGUGGUCGGGUCCUUUAUGGUCAGAGAGAGCCCGAAACAGAGAGGGAUGUACUCCUUGUCUGUGCGGCACCGGGCCAUCAAGCACUAUAAAAUCUUCCGCAUGGACAACAGCUGGUACUACAUCUCUCCCCGCCUCACCUUCCAGUGUUUGGAGGACAUGGUGAACCAUUACUCGGACGCUGCGGAUGGCCUCUGUUGUGUUCUGACCGUUCCCUGUCAGGCCUACUCAUCCAGCACCCCCAGCUCCAUUACCCAGCCCCCACCUGUGGUGAUGCGCCGCAACUUUGAAUGGAAGAACGUGGACAAGUCACAACUUAUUAACCCCAACUGUCCAGACAACCAGCAAACCAGGAACAUGGUAAGCUUUGGAGUGAGGAACAGCAUAGCAUCUUACCUUUCCCUGGCUGAAACAGCAGGGAGCAAUAGCACCAGCAACCGCAAGAAGAAGAGUAAAUCUGUCUACGUGAUGUCAGACACCUGCAACACACUCAACGAGGAGGACUAUGAAUGACAAACUUUUUGGAGAGGAGUGUUUUGAUAGGGAAGAAGGAAGGAGCUUUUGGAUGGACUGGUUUUGUACCCAGGAGGAACCUUAAUGUUGGACUUGUCCAGUUGAACACACUUGACAUACGCUUGACAUACCAAAACCAAGACUUAAUAAGGUCUAUCCCACAAAUGUGAGUUUUUUUUGCACCAAAUACUAAUAAAUAAUAUUAUAUGGAGCAAAUUAAUAAUAUCAUAUAAUUGAUAAACAUGAUAUAAAAUUUUCAAUCGCAUUAUUCUCAAAAGUGAUUCUCAGUUGAUACUCUUGUUCUUAGAGAGAGCAGAGAAAGGAAGCACAGGGGAGAGACCAGUCAGAGAGACCAGUCAGAUUAGUCCCCUGAGAAGAUUGUCAGCGAGGACUGAAGGCUGAAUGUUUGCUUUGGCAUGUUGAUUACCAUCUUAAACAAACUCACUGUAUGCGCAAGUGUUUUUUGUGUGUGUGUGUGUGUGGGGGGGGGGGGGGGGGGGUCAGCUGUGUGUACUGGAGGUAUGUGUGAGUAUUUCGUGAGAUGACCUUGCCAUAUUUUCAGACACUGUCAGCUAUUUUGGCAACAUGAUGAACAUGCUCAUGAAUCCAUAGUUGGCCUUGUUAGCAUUGCAACAACAACAACUAUCUCAACUCCAGGGCCUUUUUUGGUAACAUCUCGCCGGCUUCUGGCAUUUCAACUGAAUUUGCACAACUGGGAGCGAUCUGCUGUUGUUUUCAGUUGGGGCGCUUGGCCUGACGAUUUCAAACUCUAAUGCUAGUGCAAAGCCAAGGGGGAAGAGCCCGGGGUUCUUUGCUCCACGCAAACAUCCGUGCAAACGGGGAGCUGGAGCCAGACCGCCAGCAGCCCCGGUCCCUUUGUUUAAUGCUGUUGUUAUGGCAUACUCUUCAGAGCUGCUAAAUCUUUAUGGCCACCAUCUGCACCACUGAUUAAAGGCAUUUGUUGGGGAUUAGGAGCUGCGUCCUGAUCCAGCUCGCUAAACUGCGCCAAAAUGGCUUCCGAGAUGCCUGCUGAUUGGAACUAACUGUCAGGCAGAUUUCUGUUCUUGAGAGUCUUACUCUCCAAACUGCUCUUAACAAACCUGUAACUUUUUCUUUCAAAGACAAUUUGACAGAAAUACAUUUUUUUUUGUCUCACUUUUGAGUGUAAAUUACUUGUUUUGGAAUUGUUUGAGUGCAUUGAUUGUAAAUGUUUUGGCGAUGUCGUCCUAAGCUUUGAUUUCUGUAUGUGUGUGGAGACACGAAGGUGGUCUGUUCAUGAUCUUUCCCUUCGGGGACACAGAAUAAGAACAAGUUUAAUCAAUCUGACUUCCUGUGAAUUGUUUAGCUGAGCAAGCUAAACAAUGAGGUGUGGUCUGGAAAACAGGAAAAUGCUACAUCUCAGUCUCCAAUAAAUAACAAAAUGGAAAUAAAGCAAACAAUUCAGCUGAGUUGCUGCGAGGCUACAUGACCCAAAUGCCUAACCUA
This is a messenger RNA of Clupea harengus (Atlantic herring), 2564 nucleotides long. It is a transcript of the gene sla1a, whose product is annotated as Src like adaptor 1a. Lineage: Eukaryota; Metazoa; Chordata; Actinopteri; Clupeiformes; Clupeidae. The record is from RefSeq and is a predicted model, not a curated record. Gene Ontology annotation, molecular function: protein binding.